UUGGGCUCUGACUUUCCAUUUCCCCUGACCAGAAUCUAACAACCCCAUUUGGUGUUUGCUCACCACCGAUCCCUGACAGCAUUACCGGCCUCUCCAUAGCAGAAGAUGCAACUCGAUGCACUCGCCUAUCUCCGUCGAUUAGCAAUCGAGCAUCCCGCGGGCGGCGUGCGUCGCGUGCGGCUGAUCGACGUGUCUACGCCCAAGGCAGCUGCCGUGUGUUGUUGGUAUGCGGGCCUACUGCCGGAACUCGAAGCGCUUGAGGUGGGUGAGGGAGGAGAUGGUAGCAUGGUGGUCAACCCUAGCGUGUUCCUCCCGUGGGUGAGGAAGAAACUAGAGGAUGCCGGGGUCAGGUUUCAGCGAAUUAGUACGGUGGAAUCGUUAGAGGAGUUGAAGACCUUCGGGCAUGGCAUCCUGAUCGAUGCGUCUGGUUUGGUGUCACGGACGAUGCUGGAUGUGCGUGACGAGGAGCUGACGAUGGACAGCACCUACGUGAGCGUGGUCAGAUCAACCUAUGGCGUGAGCGUGGUCAGAUCAACCUAUGGCGGCGCGUUUUAUACGUUUAUCUUUGGUCGCGGCGACGGGUCUGCUGUUGUUAGCGGUAUCUCCCACCGAAGAGGUUCCCGACGAUGUGAGGAAGACUGCCCGUCCGUUAGCUUCGGCGAGUACCAGAUCCUCCAACAUCUGGUGGGGAUCCGUCCCCUAAGGCCCGUCGGAGUUCGAGUCGAGAAAGAGUUGCCCAACGGCAGAAAGUCCACGAUUGGCGGCUACAUUCACAGCUUCGGGCUUGCCCGGAAGGUGGUACGACUGGUGGAUGAGUUUGCUUUCAAAUUUUAG
Molecule: messenger RNA, 834 nt
Organism: Chaetomium strumarium
Lineage: Eukaryota; Fungi; Ascomycota; Sordariomycetes; Sordariales; Chaetomiaceae
Exons: 5
Coding region: 106-834 (242 amino acids)
Biological process (GO): D-amino acid catabolic process
Cellular component (GO): cytoplasm
Molecular function (GO): D-amino-acid oxidase activity; FAD binding
Source: RefSeq, a predicted model, not a curated record